AUGAUCCCGACUGGUUCACCGCAAGCUCCAGGAGACGCUCCACCCAGGGAAAGAAGAUCCGAGGGCUCUACCGUAUGGAUUUUCAUAAUAAUAACAAUAACUUAGCUUGUUAUAUCAUUGAUGAUGCAUAUAGUGAGAAGAAUAAGAAGAAUUUUUUGGACAAAUUGAACCCGGAAUGCCAAUUUUCAAUGGGCCACAUAAGUUUACGGCUUAUUGAAUACCGGUAGCAUUAAAUUCAUAGGAGGCUCAAAUUAACAGUUUUUUUGAAGAUUAAUCGACAGAGAAAUAUUACAAAAACCAAUAAAACUAUUACUUUUGUUUUUAGAUUCAUGGCGUAGAUACAGUUCGCCCUGAUACUACCCCUGCGCACCCCGGCCCACGUUUCCAACUGCCUCCAAUGGGGGCUGCCUUCCACUACAGUGCUGUGACGCGAGUGAGUUAACCAGUGAAGAAAUUCAUCACUCUGUUGUAUUCAAAAACAAAAAAACGGAAACAUUUAGAACAAACAACAAUUUUAUUUUUAUUCAGAUGACAUCUACAUCGUCACCUGAUCCUGUAGUUCUCCACACUGCUCACUUUUCUCUUCCUCCAAGAGAUAUCACCAAUGUCCCUUGCAGUACGAACACAGUGGUGAGCCUUUCGAUCAAAGAUAAGCUGAAAAUUAGUGAAAAAAAAUUAGUUUCCCUUUGAUUCGAAGGGAAGACUGUUAAGGAGAGAAAAAACGACAGCAGCGAAUAUUUUUUAUUUGAAGAAGGAUCUUCAUGGAUAAUUCAGAAAGGAAAUAAGUGCUAUGUAAGUGUGGCGAAAAUCAAUUUGAGAAAUAAAUAAACCUUGUAAUCGAGCAAAAAAAACGGAACGAUCCAAAGUGAGUCGUUCGAUGGGAAGCGGGUCGAAAAUCAGGAAAGAAAAUUCUGUGUUUUCAAGAAAGAACGUUGAACGUCUGCGUUGAGGAUGAUGUUCUUAAAAUCUAGAAUAAAAAACGGUGUUCAGUUUUUAUGCUCACAAACAGAAAACGAUAAAAUGUACGCAGUGAACGCGGUUCUCAUGGCAGUAUUCAGGCUUCACUUCAACUGCCGAUGGCCGACCGCGAACUGGUGGCUGCACCCGUGUUUCGGCUCCCGCCAAUGCAAGAUUUUCGACCUCGCGGAUACAUAUCCGAAGUGAGUUGUUGUGUGCGGGAAGAUCGAAAAUCAGGAAAGAAAAUUUUGUGUUUUCGAAAAAAGAUCGUUGGAACGAAAAUCAAUAGUUUCACACCUGAGACAAAGAAUAAAAACCGAAAAAUGGGCUAUCAUUCGUAGAGAAGUAUUCUAUGUGAACAACUCCAUCUGCGUUGAGGAUGAUCUUCUUGAAAUCUAGAAUAAAAAACGGUGUUCAGUUUUUAUGCUCACAAACAGAAAACGAUAAAAUGUACGCAGUGAGCGCGGUUCUCAUGGCAGUAUUCAGGCUUCACUUCAACUUCCGACGGCCGACCCCGAAGUGGUGGCUGCACCCGUGUUUCGACUUCCGCCAAUGCAAGAUGAUCGACGUGGCGGUUCCUCAUUUACCGUGAGUAAUUUGAUGGGAAACAGGUUGAAAACCAGGAGAGAAAGUUCUGUAUUUUCGAAGAAGAUCGUUGGAACGAAAAAUCAAUAGUUUCACAGCUGGGACAAAGAAUAAAAACCGAAAAAUGGGCUAUCAUUCGUAGAGAAGUAUUCUAUGGGAAUAACUCCAUCUGCGAUAAAGAUGAACCUCUUGAAUUCAAAAAAAGAAAUAACGAAUUUCAAUUUUUAUUCUCACAGUUAGAGAACGAUAAAAUGUACAUAUUGAACGCGGUUCUCAUGGCAGUAUUCAGGCUUCACAAGUAAGGCCGAUGGCCGCGCCCGAACUGGUGGCUGCACCCGUGUUUCGGCUCCCGCCAAUGCAAGAUUUUCGACCUCGCGGAUACAUAUCCGAAGUGAGUUGUUGUGUGCGAGGAAGAUCGAAAACCAGGAGGGAAAGUUCUGUGUUUUCGAAGAAGAUCGUUGGAACGAAAAAUCAAUAGUUUCACACCUGCGACAAAGGAUAAAACAAAAAUAUUUGCUCUAACUCUGACCUGGAGCGCCUGAGGCACGAUGUUUCUCUGCCGCAUGGUAUUUCGUCGUUUUUUCGCAGUCAGAGAGUGAAGUAAUAACAUGCGGCGGAGUAAAACUCGGGCGCGCCUUUAGUCGCUUCAGUUCAGAGAAUGCUUUGUUGGUUGGAAAAAAAAAUCGCGAAAGUCAUGAGAACAGAGCAGGGGAACAAUCAGCAUGUCAUAACAGAUUCAUCUAAAAUACAAGAUUUUUCAGGCCGAAAGGGAAAUGGCGACUCUUUCGGACGAGUCGACGGACGAGCGCGAGCAGGUGGAUCCCCUCAUGUUCUGGUACACAUCAUCUGAAGAUGAGAACGUUGACGGCACACGAUCUGAAGUGAGUCGUUCGUUGUGAAAGAGGCCGAAAAUCAGAAAAGAAGAUUCUGUGUUUUCGAAGAAGAUCGUUGGAACGAAAAGUCAAUAGUUUCACUUCUAGGAUGAAAGAUAACCAAAAAAGAAGGCUAAAAGUCUUUUUUAAUUAAUAAAACUUGGCAAAAAUCACGUAUGUCGGCGAAAAUAAUCUCAUAGGAGGAGUAUAUAAGGAUAUCUUCAACAAAUAUUUUGUAGAGAAGUAUUCUAUGGAAAUAACUCCAUCUGCAAUAAAGAUUUUCUUGUUGAAAUCAAAAAAUUAUUAAGAGAAUGCAGUUUUUAUUUUCAAAAACAGAAAACGAUAGUAAACGCGGUUCUCAUGGCAGUAUUCAGGCACACGAUCAACUGCCGAUGGCUGAGCCCAGGUUGGUGACUGCACCCGUGUUUCGACUUCCGCCAAUGCAAGAUGAUCGACGUUUUGGUUCCUCAUCGAACGUGAGUCGUUUCAUGGGUAAAAGAUCGAAAAUCAAAAAAGAAAACUCUGUGUUUUCAAGAAAGAUCUUUGGAACGAAAAAUCAAUAGUUUCACACCUAGGGUAAAAGAUAACCAAAAAAGAAGGCUAUAAUUCUUCGUUAUUUGGUAAAAAUUGCGAAAAUCACGGAUAUCGGCUAUAAUGUUCUCAUGUGGAGAUCUUUAACAAAUAGUUCGUAGAAUUGAUUUCUAUGAAAAGAACUCCUGCGAUAAAGAUGAACCUCUUGAAUUCAAAAAAAGAAAUAACGGAGUUCAGUUUUUUUUCUCAAAGAUAGAUAACGAUAAAGUAUAAGUAGUGAACGCGGUUCUUAUAGCAGUAUUCAGGCUCAACAGCAAACGGCUGCGGCCGAACCCGAGUCGCCAAUUUUUCGGCUGCCGCCGCCGUUGCAAGACCUUCGACCUCGCGGAUUCAUAUCCGAAGUGAGUCUUCUGAUGUAAAAGGCCGAAAAUCAGGAAAAAAGUUCUGAGUUUUUGAAGAAGAUUGUUGGAACGAAAAAUCAGUAGCUUAACAUCUAGGAUAAAGAAUAACCAUAAAAGUAAGCUAUCGUUAGUCAAAAGUUCGCAAACAUCACGGAUUUCGGCUGUAAUGAUCUCAUGAGGAGAUCUUCAACGAAUAGUUCGAAGACAAGAUUUUGAUGAUAAUAACUCCAUCUGCGAUAAAAAUGAACCUCUUGAAUUCGAAAAAAUGAAUAACAAACUGCAGUUCUUAUUCUCAAAGAUAGAUAAAGAUAAAGUAUAAAUAGUGAACGCGGCUCUCAUGGCAGUAUUCAGGCUUCACUUCAACUGCCGACGGCUGAACCCGGGUUGGUGGCUGCACCCGUGUUUCGGCUCCCGCCAAUGCAAGAUGAUCGACCUCGCGGAUACAUAUCCGAAGUGAGUUGUUUGGUGCGUAAAGGUCGAAAAUCAGGAAAGAAAGUUUUGUGUUUUCGAAGGAGAUCGUUGGAACGGAAAUCAAUAGUUUCACACCUGCGACAGAAGAUAACAAAAAUAUUUGUUCAGGCUUCACUUCAACUGCCGACGGCCGACCCCGAACUGAUGGCUGCACCCGUGUUUCGGCUCCCGCCAAUGCAAGAGGAUCGACGUGGCGGUGCCUCAUUUACCGUGAGUCGUUUGAUGGGAAACAGGUUGAAAAUCAGGAGAGAAAAACCUGUGUUUUCAAGAAAGAUCGUUGUAACGAAAAAUCAAUAGUUUCACACCUGGGACAAAGGAUAAAAACCGAAAAAUGGACUAUCAUUCGUAGAGAAGUAUUCUAUGGGAAUAACUGCGAUCCAGAUGAACCUCUUGAAUUCAAAAAAAUAAAUAAAAAAGUGCAGUUUUUAACUCUCAAAGAUAGAUAACGAUAAAGUAUACACAGUGAGCGCGGUUCUCAUGGCAGUAUUCAGGCUUCACAAGUGAGGCCGAUGGCCGCACCCGAACUGGUGGCACCAACUAUUUUUCGCCUUCCGCCAAUGCAGGAUCUUCGACCCCGCGGAUACCUAUCUGAGGUGAGUCGUUUGGUGUGAAAAAGGUCGAAAAUCAGGAUAAAAAUAUAAAAACAUUUAGACUUCGACUCCUACCCGAAUGAUGGCACUUGAAUCGGUCGCUCCGUCUCCUACUCCCACAGAUGAUCUGCUACCGUGGCAAAGAGGCCCCUUUGACGGCCCGGGAACUACAGUGAGUCGUUCAAUCAAACAAAAAGGCCAAAAAUUGGCGAAAAAUGAAUGUUGGAACAAAAAAGAAAAAGUUUCACACCUGGGACGAACAUUAAUCAAAACAUGAGCUAUUAUGUUUCAUCAGAUUAGAAAAAUUGCAGAAACCACAAUAACAAAGUAAAAGAAUGAUUUUUACGUCAUCAAAGUUUCCCCUCGAAUACAAAGAAAAUAUGCAUUCUUUUUGAAAAUGUCAGGCUCAACUUUUUGAAAAAAGAUAAACAUAUACGAAUCAAGAAAGAACCCGUAGUUUCCUGAUAUGAAACAGAAGCUUUUUUAAUUACAUGUUUAUAGCUAUGAUACGGAGUAUACACAAUAUAUGCGAGCCUCAUGAAAACAUUUAGACUUCGACUCCUACCCGAAUGAUGGCGCUUCAGCCGGUCGCUCCGUCUCCUACUCCCACAGAUGAGCUUUUACCGUGGCAAAGAGGCCCCUUUGACGGCCUGGGAACUACAGUGAGUCGUUCAAUCAAACAAAAAGCCCAAAAAUCCGCGAAAAAUGGAUGUUGGAACGAAAAAAAAAGUCUCACAAUUAGGAGAAUGGAUAACCAAAAAAAAGGAGAGGGUAUUUCUCAUUAUUUUGAAAAAAAUGUGUAAGUCACGGAUAUCGACCGAUAUUUUUCAUAAGGAAAUCUUCAACAAGUAGUUCUUAGAAAAUAUUUCUAUGAAAAGAACUCCAUCUGCGAUAAAGAUGAACCUCUUGAAUUCGAAAAAGAAAUAACGAAGUUCAAUUUUUAUUCUCGCAGUUAGAGAACGAUAAAAUGUACAUAUUGAACGCGGUUCUCAUGGCAGUAUUCAGGCUUCACAAGUAAGGCCGAUGGCCGCGCCCGAACUGGUGGCUGCACCCGUGUUUCGGCUCCCGCCAAUGCAAGAUUUUCGACCUCGCGGAUACAUAUCCGAAGUGAGUUGUUGUGUGCGGGAAGAUCGAAAAUCAGGAAAGAAAGUUUUGUGUUUUCGAAAAAAGAUCGUUGGAACGAAAAAUCAAUAGUUUCACACCUGAGACAAAGGAUAAAACAAAAAUAUUUGCUCUAACUCUGACCUGGAGCGCCUGAGGCACGCCCCAAUGUUUCUCUGCCGCAUGGUAUUUCGUCGUUUUCUCGCAGUCGGAGAGUGAAGUAAUAGCAUGCGGCGGAGUAAAACUCGGGCGUGCCUUUAGUCGCUUCAGCUCAGAGAAUGCUUCGCUGGUUGGAAGAAAAAUCUUAAAAGUCAUAAAAAUAGAGCAGCAGAACAGUUAACAUGUCAUAACAGAUUCAUCUCAAAUACAAGAUUUUUCAGGCUGAAAGGGAAAUGGCGAUUUUUUCGGACGAGUCCGAGCAGGUGGAUUCCCCCAUUUCCUGGUUUCCAUCUUCCCAAGAUGAUACCUUCAGAAGCACCUCAUUUGAUGUGAGUCGUUUGACGGGGAAAGAGGCCGAAAAUAAAGAAAGAAAUUCUAUGUUUUUGAUGAAAGAUCGUUGGAACGAAAAAUCAAUAGUUUCACACCUGUGACGAAAAUAAACCAAAAAAUGAGCUAUUAUGUUUUAUCAGAUUAGAAAAAUUGCAGAAACCACAUAAACAAAGCAAAAGAAUGAUUUUUAUGUCAUAAAAGAUUUAUCUCAAAUCGAAGAUUUUUCAGUCAGAACGGGAAAUGUCGACUUCUACGGACGACUCCGAGCAGGUGGAAUCACCCGUUUUUCGCAUCUCAUACUCCCAAGAUGAUACCUUGAGGAUCACCUCAUCUGGAGUGAGUCGUUUGACGGGGAAAGAGGCCGAAAAUAAAGAAAGAAAUUAUAUGUUUUUGAUGAAAGAUCGUUGGAACGAAAAAUCAAUAGUUUCACACCUGUGACGAAAAUAAACCAAAAAAUGAGCUAUUAUGUUUUAUCAGAUUAGAAAAAUUGCAGAAACCACAUAAACAAUGCAAAAGAAUGAUUUUUUUAUGUCAUAAAAAGAUUUUUUUGAAAAAUGUCAGGCUCAACUUUUUGAAAUUAGAUAAACACUAAACAAAUCAAGAAAAGACCCGUAGUUUCCUGAUAUGAAAAAAUCUGUCUAGAUUACAUGUUUAUAGCUAUGAGACGGAGUAUACACAAUAUAUGCGAGCCUCAUAAAAACAUUUAGACUUCGACUCCUACCCGAAUGAUGGCGCUUCAGCCGGUCGCUCCGUCUCCUACUCCCAUGGAUGAUCUGCUACCAUGGCAAAGAGGCCCCUUUGACGGCCCGGAAAGAACAGUGAGUCGUUCAAUCGGAAAAAAGCCCAAAAUCCACAAAAAAAGAUUGCUGUAGCAAAAAAAAAGUCUCACAAUAAGGAGAAUGGAUCACCAUAAAUAUCAGAUAUAAUUUGGCAUUAUGUUGAAAAAAACUGCGAAGAUCACAGAGAUCGGCUAUAAUGUUCUCAUAAGAACAAUUGAUUUGGAGAAAAAAUUUUCAUGAUAAUAACUCCAUCGCGAUAGAGAUGACCCUCUUGAAAUAAAAAAAUGAAUAACAAAGUGCAUUUUAUAUUUUCAUGAAUAGAAAACGUUGUACACUUUGAACGCGAUUCUCAGGGCUAUAUUCAGGCACCGCCAAACACACCGACCUUCGAACCUGAGAUGGCAGCGUCGCCACUCAUCCAUGUGUUUUGCCAAAUGAUAAUCUAUGAUUAUUAUCUGGAGCUCGUCUCUGCCCUCUUUGUACCACCGUCUCGAAUUUACGAUCCUGACGGCAUUUGGUUUAUAGUGAGUCGUUGAAUCGGAAAAAAAAGCCAAAAAUCGGCGAAGAAAGAUUUUUGUAGCAAAAAAAAAGUCUCACACCUGGGAAAACGGUGAACAAAAAAAAAAGAAGAAAUUAUAUUUUUCGUUAGUUGGAAAAAAAAUGCGUGAAUCACGGAUAUCGGCUAUAAUGUUCUCAUAAGAAAAUCUUCAACAAUUGAUUCGGAGGAAAGAUUUUCAUGAUAAUAACUCCAUCGCGAUAGAGAUGACCCUCUUGAAAUAAAAAAAAAUAAAUAACAAAGUGCAUUUUCUAUUUUCAUGAAUAGAAAACGUUGAAGUGUACACAUUGAACGCGAUUCUCAGGGCUAUAUUCAGGUACCGCCGAACUUCGCACCUGAGAUCGUACUGUCGCCAGUCAUCGAUAUAUUUUGUAUGUUAAUGUUCCAUGAUUACAAUCUACAGCUCGUCUACGCUCUCUUUUUUCCACCGUCCGGAAAUAACGAUUCUAACGGCACCUCGUUAACAGUGAGUCGUUCAAUCGAAAAAAAAAGCCGAAAAUCCGCGAAGGAAGAUAGUUGUAGCAAAAAAAAAAAUUUCUCACCUGGAAAACGGUGAACAAAAAAAAAAUUCGUUAGUUGGAAAAAAAAUGCGUAAGUCACGGAUAUCGGCUAUAAUUUUUUUAAAAGGAAGUCUUCAAAAAAAUAGUUCGUAGAAAAUAUUGCAUUGAAAAUGACUCCGUCUGCGGUGAAGAUGAUGAUCUUGAAACCAAAAAAAUAGAUGAAUAACAAAAAAAAUUUCAUAUUUUCAUGAAUAGAAAACGUUAAAGUGUACACAUUGAACGCAAUUCUCAGGGCUAUAUUCAGGCACCGCCAAGCACACACACCGUUGCACCUGAGAUAAUGAAGUCGCGAUACGUCCCUAUUCUAUUGCAAUUAUUGAUUCACUUCUACUACUUGGAACGCUUUGCCGCCCUUUCUCCUCCACUGCCACCAGAUCACCCAUUUGCCCGCUCUCCGUUUACGGUUAGUCGUUUUAUAGGAAAAACGCUCGAAAAAUGAGGAAGUUUAUUUCAAAGUAAAACUGUUGAAAUGAGGUAGCAACAGUCCUCGACCAAGAAAAAUGCAAGAAGAAGAAGUUCACCAAGAGAGAAUGGCUAUUUCGUUUUCAUAGCAUGAUUUUCCCGAAUAGCUUGUAGUGAAGUCAGAAAGUUGAAAAAGGUGCCAAAAAUGUUUUCUUUAUUGUUAUAAAAAAAUUUUAUUAUAUAAAAAAGAGAAACCAAACAUGAAAAAUAUUCAGAGAGCAGCGGAACUUAUGUAGAAAAAAAAGUCUCACACCUGGGAAAAUGGAUAACAACAAAUAGUUGGUAGAAAAUAUUGCUAUGAAAAUGACUCCAUCUGCGAUAAAGAUGAUCAUCUUGAAACCAAAAAAUGAAUUAAUAACAAAGUUCAGUUUAUAUUUUCAUGAAUAGACAACGUUAAAGUGUACACAUUGAACGCGAUUCUCAGGGCUUUAUUCAGGUACCGCCGAACCCAUACAUUUUCGCACCUGCGCCGGUAGUGUCACCAUUCGUCCGCAUUCUCUUACACUUGAUCAUAUUCGUCUUCAAUAGGGAACGCCUCUCCGCCCCCUCUCCUCCAGAGUCACACCUAUAUGACUACACUCCGUUUAUGGUGAGUCGUUUGAUAGGAAAAAUGAUGAAGUUUAUUUCGAAGUAAAACUGUUGAAAUAAGGUAGAAACAGUCCUCGACCAAGAGAAAUGCAAGAUGAAGAAGUUCACCAAAAGAGAAUGGCUAUUGCGUUUUCAUAGCAUGAUUUUCCCGAAUAGCUUGUAGUGAAGUCAGAAAGUUGAAAAAGGUUCCAAAAACGUUUUCAUCAUUGUUAUAACAGUUUUAUUAUAUAAACAAGAGAAACCAAACAUAAAAAAACUGUUCACAUAAAAAAAUAUUCAGAGCUCAGCGGAAACUACAAUGGAAUCGCCCGAGACUACAAUGGAAUCGCCCGAGGAAAGAACCUCCAGGUCGUUUUCUUUUGCAAUUCUUUAGUCUAAGCCGUAUGAAAUGAAGCAAAGUACUUAAUAAUCGUUGGAACCAGCCAUCAUGGACCAAGAAAAACUGAAACUCGCAAUUCCUUUCCAAAAGACUUUUAAUAUUAUCAACGAAAAAGUUUAGCAAACGCAGUUAUUCAUGAGAUAAAAAUUGUUUUUUGGUAGAUUGGUUCAGGCCGAAAAAUUGUCUGAGACUUCAACAAGAUUGAACUUCACGAAUGACGAUCGGGAAACAAUUGGAAAAACAUUGAUAUUUGUCUCUUGAAAAUUAUCGCAUUAGUAUCGCAUGCUAUUAAUAUUUAGAAAAGCUGUGCUUAGAGGCUUAAAAAUUUGGUCAAGUGAAAUUUUUUUCCAGAAAUGAUAACAGAUUAGAAACUUCUUCCAACUCAAAUCAAUAAAAAUUUCGACCUGAAUCUAACAAAAAAAUUCAAACACGGUAAAAAAAUUCGAGUGAAAAAAAUUUAUUUUUUUCAAGACAAAAAAACUAUAAAGGUUUUGUCAACCUAUCAUCGUAUGAAUUCUUUUGAUAUUUUUCGAGAAUUGUUUGAAGUUCAAAUGUUGAAGAUCGAAGCAAAUGUGUAACUUCUUUUUAUUCACUUCUCACGAGUUUUCAAAAAAAUGUAUUCUCGAGUGAAGACGGUAAAUUUAAAAGAAAGCUUUUUUUCUGACUUUCUAGUGCUAAAAUGAAAUCGAAAGUUUACAAUUUCGUAUUUUACAGUUUGACGACGAAUGAACAGUAUCCCGCGAUCCCCAUGGACUUCGAUAGCGAUAGCGAGUCGACAAUUGAAUUGUACCGAUGA
Molecule: messenger RNA, 10117 nt
Organism: Caenorhabditis auriculariae
Lineage: Eukaryota; Metazoa; Nematoda; Chromadorea; Rhabditida; Rhabditidae
Source: the annotation of a GenBank genome assembly